This is a messenger RNA of Aspergillus bombycis, 465 nucleotides long. RefSeq names its product GFA family protein. The record is from RefSeq and is a predicted model, not a curated record. Lineage: Eukaryota; Fungi; Ascomycota; Eurotiomycetes; Eurotiales; Aspergillaceae. Gene Ontology annotation, molecular function: carbon-sulfur lyase activity. The coding region runs from base 1 to 465 and encodes 154 amino acids. The transcript has 2 exons.
AUGGCUGAAACAACUGAACAAGCCCAAACCAUCCACGGAUCCUGUCUCUGCGGGACAGUCAAGUACCAUGCCACUCGGGAACCAAUUCUCAGAAUACUCUGCUACUGCCAGAACUGUCGGAAGUUUACGGGUUCGCUGGGAAUGGCUAAUAGCAUAUAUCGCAGAGAAAACAUAACCAUAGCCCAAGGUCACGACACCCUUCGCACUUACAAGGAUAGCGCAACCCAUAAUGGCUCCACGGUUGAGCGAUUAUUCUGCGGGAAUUGCGGGUCGAAUCUCUUCUGCGAAAACAAGGAAAAGGCUCCGGAUCUCUUUAUCGUGGCGUCGGGCACGAUGGAUUUGGAAGCUGGGCAGACUUGGGUGCCGGUGGUAGAAUUUUACUGCAAGGACAAGCGGGCUUGGCUGGACACGAAUGCGGAGACGAAGAAAUAUGAGGAACUUCCGAAGACGUUUGACAAUAUCUGA